Molecule: messenger RNA, 1476 nt
Organism: Rotaria socialis
Lineage: Eukaryota; Metazoa; Rotifera; Eurotatoria; Philodinida; Philodinidae
Source: the annotation of a GenBank genome assembly
AUGAAUAAGAAAGAUAAUAACGACAAUGAAAGUGAACCCUUAAUCAAAGUAACAUAUCCUCGAUGGUGGCGAGGAUUACCAUCAUUACUAAUUAUGAUGAUUAUAUCUAAUAUAGAUGUUUUAAUUUUGAAUGAUUUUAUUGAAUAUCAUUAUGCAAAAGUGUAUCAAGUCAAUUCUACAUCAUCGGAAAUACGACGUGAAAUAUGUUUAAAUGAAAGUAGUUCAUCAUCAGCAGCAUUUUCAACAACAACUUCAAAAUCUCCUAUAGCAACAACAACAUCAUUAUCAAAUUUAGUUCAAGCAGCUACAGCACGUUUAAAUGUCUAUAUUUAUCUUUCAGCAACAGUACCUGCAAUAAUAACAUCAAUACUAUUGGGUGCGAAUUGCGAUCGAAUCGGCCGAAAAUCUCUCAUUGCUUUACCAUUCGUUGGUAAAAUUACUCGUUAUAUUAUUUUGAGUAGUGUUGUAUAUUUUGAUCUAUCUGAAUGGCUCAUAAUUCUAGCAGUAAUGUGUGAUGGAUUGUGUGGUGCAGCAAGUUUAUGUAUAUUAAGUGCGUUUGCCUAUGUUGCAGAUUGUACAACAGCAAAAAAUCGUACACCGGCAACUAUCAUAGCGAAUAUAAGUAUCGCUUCUAGUCGUAUUUUGCCAUUGAUAACAUUAGGUCUCUAUCUUAAAAGUCAUCAUUUUAUAGUUGCAAUGCUAAUGGCCUUGGGAUUAAGCAUCUUUGGAUUUAUUUUUACAUUAAUUUUUCAACCUGAAUCAAAUGUAAAAGCACGAAAAUUAAACAUAUUACAACAAUUAACUCAAGUCAGACUUGCACCAGUUAAAAAUAUUCUAAAAGUCUAUUUUGUUAAACGUCUAGAAAGUAAACAACGAAGAUUGCUAAUCAAUAUUGGAACUCAUUUAGGUUUUAUUGUUAUGUUAUGCGGUCAUGUUGCUAUUUUCUUCUUAUAUUUAUAUGGUUCACCUUUUUGUUUCGAUUCGUUUCGAGUCGGCAUUCUUACUGUUGUUCAAAUCAGUACAGCUGUUUUACUGACAAUUCCAUUUACAUUAACAAUUGCUAAACGAACCGAUAGUCUAUUCAUACCGAUGAUUGGUUGUUUGUGUUAUAUGACACAAUUUUUAAUACUCGGAACUACAAAAUAUCUAUGGAUGCUUUAUCUUGGCGUAUGUAUUGGAUCAAUAUUUUUCGUAACGACUCCAAUCAUACGUUCUCGAAUCAGUAAAUUAGUGGAGCCAAAUGAAUAUGCUAUAGUUUUUAUCUUGGCGAGUAUAUUUGAAUCAGCUGGCUAUUAUGCCAUAAGUGCAUUUACCAAUGAAAUUUAUCGUUUAUCGGUAUCGUUCGAUUCAGGUUUUGUGUUUUUUACUCUCGCUUUUGUUGGCAUUUUACCAUUAGUAUUCAUGACAUAUUUAUUUAUUGUUGAACGUCGAUUAAAACCCCCGCCAAUCAAACCAACAACUAGUAUCAAUGAAUAA